GCCGGCCCAAGCAGGAAAGUUCAGCCAAUGGGCGCGCGCCCCACAUCCCGGGCUCAGGAGCGCCUCUCUGGCCGCUAGCGUUCCGGCGGGUCGCGCCCAAGGCCACACCCGGCUGGCGGUGGCGCGGGAGAGGUACCCGCUGGAAGGGUGGGAGAAUGCGGCGAGGCCCGUGCGGGGAGCGCGGGCAGCCAUUGUGGCGUGCUCCCGCACCGCCUACGCGGGGUCUGUGAGCGGGGAGCUGUCGCUCGGUGGUGGACUCCCGGAACCUCGGCGCGAUGCUUUGUAGGGAGCGAGCAGAGCGUGCGCCUCGUCCAGCCCCGUGGACCAAAUCAGGCCGCAAUGCAAAACUUCCCGCUGCUUGAACAGAUGACGACGGACAAGAGCCAGAGGAUGGACUUUGCAAUCCUCUCCUUUUACCUCCACCUCCAGGAAGAUUUUUCGUUUGUGGGGGAGCUACGUGACCUAUUUUCUUUUACCAACUGGCUUCCAGUGAUUGCACAGAAAUGUAGGAGUCUGACCUUGAAACUUCUUAGCACCCACGGGAAUAAGAUUGUGUGCAUGUUCAACAGCCACAUCUCCAUCUCCUCUCCAUGCCAGUGGACCAGUAGGAAGAACACAGUGAAAGUACUAACUGCAUCACUCCUGGAAGGCUGUCAAUGAUGUCAAACUUCCCUGAAGAAGUGGAAAAAUCUACAAAUUUAAAAUGUUAAACAUGGCAUUAUAACAACAGUGAAAAUGUGUUUAUAAAAUCAUUCGCAUUUCCGAUUCUCCUUCCCCUCAACAGUGUAUAAUAAAAAAAAUGAUAAACAAACAUCACAUGGAUACUUUGCAUGAGAAGAGGUCUUCAAAAAACCAAAGUAAUAGAUUUUUAUGGUCUGGUUUCAUGGUUCAACCAUCCGCUCGCUACAUAGGAAUCUCUAUAUUCUCCUUAAAAAAUCCUCAUGUAGCUUCUACUUGAACUCUUGCAGUGAUGGGGGAACUCACUACCUAAGAAGAUACUUGAUUCUUUAUUUUAAUAAUUAAAAUAUCCAAGUUGAGCUCAAAUCUGCCUUCUUGUAAUCUUUAACCAUUAAACUCAGUCUUUCCUUCCUUAAACCACAGAAAACAUUUCUUCUUCUGUGUGUUAGCCCCAUAAAAAAUUAAAAACAUCUAUAUAGUCACCCCCAUGUCUUUUCCAGGCUUUUCCAAUUUCAUUCAACUGCUUCUCAUUUGUCAUGUUUUCCAACAUUUUUAGCAACCCGGUUCAAUCCUCUAGCCAUGUUGCAUUUUGUCUCUAGCACUUCCAAAAUGGAGUCUGGACAUACACUCCAGGUAAGAUUUGCCCAGUAAAGAGGAUUUCCCAGAGCAGGACUCAUGCAUAUAUUUCAUUCUAGACUCUAUAUAGGUACUGUCCAAACUUGGACUGGCUUGCUCUUGAGGUAGAGUUGAACCUUGGCAAUGGUUAGCAAGAAAGGCGAUAAUAUGAAGCCUGGAUAGGACCAUAGCUAAGAAAAACAAUCCAGUUCUGAGACUUUAGGUGGGAGUCAAGCUUCCUAAAUGAGCCCUGGAUAUACCCAGGGCAUUCAAGGGGUUUUGAACUGAGACCAGACUGUACCAAUAUUUGAAAUCAGACAGGUGGCAGUACUAUGCCUCUAUUAGAUUUUGGAGUAGGCCCUUAGUCACCAACGGGGGGGAACCUGAGAAUCAAGACCCAACCCCUGGGCAAAGAGGCUGCAAAAGGCUAGGCAAAUUAAAGACUGGAAUGCAAAGAAGGGUUUCAUUUCUAGGGCGAAACUGAGGUAGUAAGAAUCAAAAUGGCUCUGGAGUCAUAAAGACCUUUGUUGAAUUCCAUCUUCUCCACUUUCCAAACCCAGUUUCCUCAUGUGAAAGCUGGGCUAAUAUCAGCAUUUACUUUAAGGGAUUGCUGCGAAGACUAAAUGGGAUAAUACAUAUAAAGUCUGGCAUAUAGUUAGUGCUUAUCAAAUGUUUUCUGUGCAAAUUAAAAUGCAUAAAUGAAAUUUAAGUGAAAUGAAUUUUAAGAUAAUUUCACACUUGAAGCUUUAAAAUUAAUUACAAGGUACAUUUUCUCAAAAUAUUUUUAACACUUCCUUUAAGAAAAGCAGUAUGUCUAUUUUUUUUUUUUUUUUGAAAUAGGAAUAAUAUGGAUUGGUUGAAAAUGGAUUCCAAAGUAAGAAUAAUAUAAUGUGAUUCUUUACAACCCUCACAAUAAUUAUACCAAUAGUGUUAUAACACUAUAUAUAUUGUUAUAUAUAACACUAUAUGUUAUAACAAAUACACUUAUUUUCAGAUUUUACUUUCAAAUAAUAGCUCUACCAUAAACCUUUGAAAUCAGUCUUUCUUAUAAAUUCAUUAAUCCUGUCACAAUUACACUUCAAUACUUGUUAGAAAUCUUUCCAUAAACCCUUUUCCCAGCCCCACACUGUUUUCCUUUUAAUAUCCAAUUAUUUAAAAUUUAAGAGGAAUGGGCACCGCCCAAUGGGGGUGUGUGUGUGGCUUUGAACCUAUCGUUACUAUCCAGAGAAUGGGGAGUGACAUUAUCUGUGACAACAAAAAAGCUUCUUUUGGUGAGUGGAAGACCUAUAUAUAAAAGUCACUCUUGAGGGUCUCUACAGUCUAAUUCAUCAGCUUUCCCCAGUUCACUCAACUUUGAGAAAGUAUCAGCUGUCAAGACACCUGAAAGAUCUUGUCACAACCUUGUGUGUGAAGAUGAUGUCUGCGAAAGACAUGGUUAAGGUCAUGGUUAUCAUGUUUGCAAUUUGCUUUCUUGCAAAAUCGGAUGGGAAACCUGUUAAGAAGAGGUCUGUGAGUGAAAUACAGUUUAUGCAUAACCUGGGCAAGCAUCUGAGCUCCGUGGAGAGGGUAGAAUGGCUGCGGAGGAAACUACAGGAUGUACACAACUUUGUCGCCCUCGGAGCUCCAAUAGCUCACAGAGAUGGUGGUUCCCAGAGGCCCCGAAAAAAGGAAGACAAUGUCCCGGCUGAGAACCAUCAAAAAAGUCUUGGAGAAGCAGACAAAGCUGAUGUGGAUGUGUUAAUCAAAGCUAAAUCCCAGUGAAGACAGAGCAGAGCACUGCUAUACACAGGAUAGGGCAACAAAAUUACAUGCUGCUAACAUUCUCAAGCUUUGAAGAUCACCAAAUGCCAAUAUUUACGUCUAAUCCAUGGCUAGCCACGAUAGCUGAAAUUCUAAUUGAUUGUUUUGAUUCUACUUUUAUUCCUGUAAGGCCUCUUUUAAUUAUUCCAUUUCUGUUGUUUAUUCUUUUUAAAGUAUGUUAUUGCAUAAUUUAUAAAAGAAUAAAAUUGCACUUUGUAACCUCUCUCCCAUCGUACACUGCAAAAUAAAAAUUUAAUGAUCAUAAUUUUAAA
This is a messenger RNA of Felis catus (domestic cat), 3365 nucleotides long. RefSeq names its product parathyroid hormone (gene PTH). Bases 2707 to 3054 code for a protein of 115 amino acids. Gene Ontology annotation, molecular function: hormone activity; parathyroid hormone receptor binding. Gene Ontology annotation, biological process: intracellular calcium ion homeostasis; cell-cell signaling. The record is from RefSeq and is a predicted model, not a curated record. The transcript has 7 exons. Gene Ontology annotation, cellular component: extracellular region. Lineage: Eukaryota; Metazoa; Chordata; Mammalia; Carnivora; Felidae.